GUUUAAGAAAUCAGUUUGACCACUCCCGACCUCUUCGUCUCCAUCUCUCUACAAUGAAGAAUAAUCAAAACUCAGUAGUGGCCACCAUCAAGGUCCUCUCCCCUCCGAUCAAUCUCUUCGCCGUCUUCUUCUUCUUCGCCGUCGGCUUAACCUGCGGCAUCAUCCUCUCAUUCUACGCCAAAAACUACUCCUUGAACGUCCAAGUCAUGGACGCCGUCCAACGCCGUGCCCAGCCGGCGAGUACCCAGCAGACGCCGCUCGCGCCGCCGCAGGAGCGGGUCGGGCUGAGGGAGUUCUUGCGUCCCCCGAAGACGAGGGGUCACGACAUGAGCGACGAGGAGCUGCUGUGGCGGGCAUCGGUGGCGCCCCGAAUCGAAAAGUACCCGUUCCGGCGGGUGCCGAAGGUUGCGUUCAUGUUCCUCGUACGAGGCGAGUUGCCGCUAGCGCCGCUGUGGGAGAAGUUUUUUGACGGCGUUGACGGCCGGCUUUUCUCCGUGUACGUCCAUUCCGAUCCGUCUUCCAAUGGGACCGUGACGCCGCCGCUUGGUUCCGUGUUUCACGGGAAAAGAAUUCCCAGCAAGAAAGUAGAAUGGGGAAAGGUGAACAUGAUUGAGGCUGAGCGGAGAUUACUUGCAAAUGCACUUCUUGACAUCUCCAAUGAACGUUUCGUUCUCCUCUCAGAAGCAUGCAUUCCAUUAUUCAAUUUCUCCACCAUCUACUCUUACCUCACCAACUCCUCCCAGACCUUUGUGGAGGUCUAUGACCUACCUGGCCCGGUAGGUCGGGGCCGCUACAACCACCGCAUGAGCCCGGCUCUCAAAGUUGGGCAAUGGCGAAAAGGAUCCCAAUGGUUCGAAAUGGACCAUCGUCUCGCCCUCGAGGUAAUAUCUGACAAGAAAUAUUUCCCGCUCUUCAAAGCAUAUUGCUCCGGGAAUUGUUACUCGGACGAGCAUUACUUGCCCACUUUGAUGAACAUCAAGUUCGGGAGGCGCAAUUCGAACCGCACCUUGACUUGGGUAGACUGGUCGAAAGGCGGGCCACAUCCGUCCCGGUUUAAUCGAAACGACGUCACCGUGGAGUUUCUACACAAGUUGAGGAAUGGAAGCAAGUGUCUUUACAAUGGGGAAGAGACAACGAUAUGCCAUUUGUUUGCCAGGAAAUUCACCCCACAUGCUCUUAGCAGAUUGCUUAUUUUGGCACCAAAAGUUAUGCACUUCCAUGGAUGGUGAUAUUGAGAAGCAACAGCAGAAAUGUAUAGACCGGCAUACACAUAUUCAUUAUAGAACCGCUGGGUUAGGUAAUUAAACAAUCAUGAGUGAUUUGUUAUUUUGACAAAAAAAAGUGUGACAAGAUUUCUCUCGUAAAAAUGAGCUGAUCAUUGUUUAUUUUCUAAUUCUUUUGGUACUAUGUGAAUAUAUCACAUUCUUUUAUUUUUUGUUGCAC
Cuscuta europaea is the source of this 1443-nucleotide messenger RNA. NCBI's taxonomy places the organism in Eukaryota, Viridiplantae, Streptophyta, Magnoliopsida, Solanales, Convolvulaceae. The record is from the annotation of a GenBank genome assembly.